AUGGGAAGGGGACUGCUUGCUAAUUUGAUCGAAAUUCCAUCUGAUGCAUCUAUUCUUGAUGCUGUUCAAAUCUUAUCUAGAAACAAUAUCUUGGCUGCUCCUGUAAGAAAUGCAGAGGUGGCAAGCGAUACAUAUUGGAAGGGAAGAUAUCUUGGAAUCAUAGAUUAUUCUGCAGUUGUACUUUGGGUUUUGGAGAAUGCAGAACUAGCAGCUUUUGCUUUAUCUGCUGGGUCUGCAACUGCUGCUGCUCUUGGAGCUGGUGCUGUUGGUGGUCUAGGAGCGAUAGCUAUAGGUGCUACUGGUCCAGUUGCAAUUGCUGGGUUGACACUUGCUGCUUCUGGCGCUGCAUUGGCUGGUGGAAUAGCUGCAGAGAAGAGUGUUGGGAGAGAUGCUGCAACAGCUGCAGAUCACCUGGGGGAACAAUUCUACAGACUACUACGACAAGAAGAACCAUUCAAAUCGACAACGGUGAAAUCUGUCGUUGAGAUGUAUCGCUGGGCACCUUUCCUCCCUGUUGCAGUUGAUAGUCCCAUGCUCACCGUGCUGUUGUUGCUCUCAAAGUAUAGAUUGAGGAAUGUUCCGGUAAUUGAUUUAGAUAAGUUCCACAUCAAGAACUUCAUCACACAAUCAGCAGUUGUAAGAGGCCUCAAGCAAUGUAAGGGGAGGGAUUGGUUUGACUGCAUUGCUGCUCAUCCACUAUCAGAUCUUGGACUUCCUUUCAUGUCUUAUGAUGAGGUCAUUACCAUCCAAAGCGACGAGCUAAUCCUAGAGGCUUUCAAACGCAUGAAGGACAAAAGAAUUGGUGGUCUUCCGGUUGUUGAGGAUUCAAAUAGAAAAAUUAUUGGUAGUGUAAGCAUACAGGACAUCAGAUUUUUGUUGCUCAAUCCCGAGCUUUUCCGGAAUUUCAGGGAACUGACUGUAAUGAAUUUCAUCAAGGCAAUAGAGACAGCCAGUCCUAGUUCUGGGACACAGCUGCUUACGUGUGCUCUUGAUACUUGCCUUGGUAGUGUGAUAGACAGCUUGGCUUCAAGAAGUGUGCCCAGAAUUUAUGUCGUUAAUGGAGAUGAAGAAGUUGUGGGUGUAGUAACACUCAGGGAUGUUAUUUCUUGCUUCAUCUAUGAGCCUCCUGGGUAUUUUGAAGAGUAUUUUAGCUCAGCUAUCAAGGAUAUGGUGGCUUGAUAACUUUUUAGUUGGCAUUUAGACAAGCUCACCUGAUGAGAUCAACUGCAGCAAAUUUAAGGAACUGGGGAUGGGCUUGUGAUGCUUGGCCAUAACCUUUGAAUGCCAAUAUUUUGAUUUUAAGUUUAAUAAGCAUGAAGUUAUGCAAAAUUUUGCAGCGAAAACAAAUAA
Phalaenopsis equestris is the source of this 1350-nucleotide messenger RNA. RefSeq names its product SNF1-related protein kinase regulatory subunit gamma-1-like. NCBI's taxonomy places the organism in Eukaryota, Viridiplantae, Streptophyta, Magnoliopsida, Asparagales, Orchidaceae. The transcript is spliced from 5 exons. The coding region runs from base 1 to 1179 and encodes 392 amino acids. The record is from RefSeq and is a predicted model, not a curated record.